AUGACGAAAGUCUUCGAGGCGGCUGAUGCGACUAAUUUGAUGACGGAGCUUCGUCGGAGCUUUGAUUCCGGUGUGACUCGCGGUACCGAGUGGAGAGUAUCUCAGCUUAAGAAACUCCUCAUCAUUUGCGAUAAUCACGAGCCUGAGAUCGUCGCUGCUCUCCACCACGAUCUCGCUAAGCCUGAGCUUGAGUCCUCUGUCUACGAGGUAGCUCUACUGAGAAACUCGAUCAACUUAGCCCUUAAGCAGCUAAAAGUAUGGAUGGCGCCAGAUAAGGCAAAGACUUCUCUAACAACGUUUCCUGCAUCAGCUGAAAUUGUCUCCGAGCCUCUUGGAAUUGUGUUAGUAAUCUCGGCUUGGAAUUAUCCCUUUCUGUUGUCUAUUGAUCCUGUUAUUGGUGCAAUUUCUGCUGGGAAUGCUGUUGUCUUAAAGCCAUCAGAAUUGGCUCCAGCUUCGUCCUCUCUGCUCGCAAAGUUAAUGGAACAGUAUCUAGACCCUUCUGCUGUGAGAGUUGUUGAAGGGGCUGUUACUGAAACAACUCUGCUGCUGGAGCAGAAGUGGGACAAAAUCUUUUACACAGGUAGUUCAAAAAUUGGGCGUAUCAUAAUGACUGCAGCUGCAAAGCAUCUCACACCAGUUGUCCUGGAGCUUGGAGGAAAAUCUCCAGUUGUUGUUGAUUCAAACACCAAUCUGAAAGUUACUGCCAAGCGGAUAAUUGCAGGCAAAUGGGGUUGCAACAAUGGACAGGCCUGCAUUUCUCCAGACUACAUCCUGACGACAAAAGAUUAUGCUCCAAAAUUGAUUGAUGCCAUGAAGCAUGAACUGGAAACAUUUUACGGGAAGAACGCUAUGGAGUCAAAAGAUAUGUCACGUAUUGUGAACUCAAAUCACUUUGAUCGCCUGUCUAAGAUGCUAGAGGAGAAAGAAGUUUCUGACAAAAUUGUCUGCGGGGGUCAAAAGGAUAGAGAGAACCUGAAAAUUGCUCCAACGAUCUUGCUCGACGUACCAUUAGACUCUCUGAUGAUGAGUGAAGAAAUAUUUGGCCCUCUCCUCCCAAUCCUCACGGUCAAGGAUUUGGAAGACAGUUUUGACGUGAUUCGUUCUCGGCCAAAGCCUCUUGCUGCAUAUUUGUUUACCCAAAACGAGAAGCUGAAAGAGAGAUUCGCCAUGACAAUUUCUGCUGGAGGCAUAGUUGUCAACGACAUAGCUGUUCAUCUUGCACUUCCCACGUUGCCAUUCGGAGGAGUUGGUGAGAGCGGAAUGGGUUCCUACCAUGGUAAAUUCUCAUUUGAUGCGUUCAGUCACAAGAAGGCCGUUCUCUACAAAAGCUUUAUGGGUGAUUCAGCAAUAAGGUAUGCACCCUACUCUAGAGGAAAGCUUAGAUUGUUAAAGGCCCUAGUCAACACCAACAUAUUGGAAGUAUUCAAAGUCCUCCUUGGAUUAUCUUGA
This is a messenger RNA of Arabis nemorensis, 1449 nucleotides long. NCBI's taxonomy places the organism in Eukaryota, Viridiplantae, Streptophyta, Magnoliopsida, Brassicales, Brassicaceae. The record is from the annotation of a GenBank genome assembly.